GGGAAUCUUUUUCGGGCGCCGGGGGCGGAGGGCGGGGAGCGCGCGUGCGCGCGCCCGGCCGUCCGUCGCCGCGGUGACCGUUCUCGCAGCCCGUCGGCUCGCGCCCCGCCCCUGUCGCCCCCUCCCCUGUAGCGCGCUGGGGCUGUUUUUCGCUCCUUCGGAGUUACCGCCGCCGUCUCCGCUGCUCCUCCUCUCCCGGUCUCGGGCUUCCCUGGCGGUGCCGCCGCUGCUACCUCUGCGGGCUAUAUGAGGAGGAGGAGGAGGAGGAUGUGAAGAUGGCGGAGCUGCAGAUGCUGCUGGAAGAGGAAAUCCCGGGGGGCCGCCGGGCCCUCUUCGACAGCUACACGAAUCUGGAGCGGGUGGCCGAUUACUGCGAGAACAACUACAUCCAGUCAGCAGAUAAGCAGCGAGCCCUAGAAGAAACCAAAGCCUACACCACCCAAUCUUUAGCAAGUGUCGCCUAUCUGAUAAACACCUUGGCCAACAAUGUCCUGCAGAUGCUGGAUAUCCAGGCAUCCCAACUACGAAGGAUGGAAUCUUCAAUUAAUCAUAUUUCACAAACAGUUGAUAUUCAUAAAGAGAAAGUUGCAAGAAGAGAAAUUGGUAUUUUGACUACCAAUAAAAACACUUCAAGAACACAUAAGAUUAUUGCUCCCGCCAACCUUGAACGACCAGUUCGUUAUAUUAGAAAACCUAUUGACUAUACAAUUCUAGAUGAUAUUGGACAUGGAGUAAAGUGGUUGCUUAGAUUUAAGGUGAGUACCCAGAAUAUGAAGAUGGGUGGGCUGCCGCGUACAACACCUCCAACUCAGAAACCCCCCAGUCCCCCUAUGUCAGGGAAAGGGACACUUGGGCGGCACUCCCCCUAUCGCACACUGGAGCCAGUGCGUCCUCCAGUGGUACCAAAUGAUUACGUACCUAGCCCAACCCGUAAUAUGGCUCCCUCGCAGCAGAGCCCUGUGAGGACAGCUUCUGUGAAUCAAAGAAAUCGAACUUACAGCAGCAGUGGGAGUAGUGGAGGAAGCCACCCAAGUAGUCGGAGCAGCAGUCGGGAGAACAGUGGAAGUGGGAGUGUGGGGGUUCCUAUUGCUGUUCCUACUCCUUCUCCUCCCAGUGUGUUUCCAGCCCCCGCUGGCUCUGCUGGCACUCCUCCCCUUCCUGCUGCUUCUGCAUCUACCCCUGCCCCUCUUGUUCCUGCUACUGUCCCUUCCUCCACUGCCCCAGACGCUGCUGCUGGGGGUGCCCAGACCCUUGCUGAUGGCUUCACUUCUCCAACUCCCCCUGUUGUUUCUUCCACUCCCCCUACAGGUCAUCCUGUUCAAUUCUACAGCAUGAAUAGGCCUGCCUCUCGCCAUACUCCUCCAACAAUAGGGGGCUCAUUGCCCUAUAGACGCCCUCCUUCCAUAACUUCACAAACAAGCCUUCAGAAUCAGAUGAAUGGAGGACCUUUUUAUAGCCAGAAUCCAGUAUCUCUUGCUCCUCCUCCUCCCUCCAUCCUACAGGUAACUCCUCAGUUACCUUUAAUGGGAUUUGUGGCCAGAGUCCAAGAAAAUAUUUCAGAUACACCACCUCCACCACCACCUGUGGAAGAGCCAGUCUUUGAUGAAUCCCCCCCUCCACCACCUCCCCCGGAAGAUUACGAAGAGGAGGAAGCAGCUGUGGUUGAGUAUAGUGAUCCUUAUGCUGAAGAGGACCCACCAUGGGCUCCAAGGUCUUACUUGGAAAAGGUUGUGGCAAUUUAUGACUAUACAAAAGACAAGGAAGAUGAGCUGUCCUUUCAGGAAGGAGCCAUUAUUUAUGUCAUCAAGAAGAAUGACGAUGGUUGGUAUGAGGGAGUUAUGAAUGGAGUGACUGGGCUGUUUCCCGGGAAUUAUGUUGAAUCUAUCAUGCAUUAUUCUGAGUAGAGCUCAGAAGGGCUGUGCUUCCCUCACAGGAAUAGUCAGGUCUUCCCAGGUUAUCUGAAGGCCCUGGGGAUUCCACUCCAGUGAAAUAGAAUGAAGGAUACAAAUGAUAAAAAUUACUUACUUUUUUGAUUUAUCCCCCAGUAUUAAAACAAAAAAAAGCAAGCUGAGUCUGAACAAAUGGAUCUUUCUGCCAUCAUUUGUACUAUGCUGAGCUGUCUGGAUUGAAAUAAAGUGACCAUUUCUGAAUAUGUCAAGGUAUAACAACGUAACUAUGUAGCUAAAACAAAUCUGAUUAAGACUGAUGCAGAAAAAUCUGGGAUCUUGCUCAGGAAUACUGUACACCGUUGGGAUCUCUCCUCCUGCAGAAUCUGUGGCAUUGGAUGUUCUUCAUUGCCUGUGCUAAGGGGUUAACCUUAUGGCCCAGUGGAUACCAUAGCCCCUCAUUUUCUUCCACUUGUAUGAAGAGGAGGGAACCAACAUUUAAAUACCAUUCUUAACCAUUUUUACUAUUGUUGUAGAUGGCUUCUUUCCUCUUUAACACUGUAAAUUCUGCAUUCUCUCAGCACUUGAGUGCUUCAGAUGAGUUAAUGCUGAACUCAACUUGCAUCCCUUCAUGUUUCUGUUUGUAGAUUAUAAGGAUGAUGAAAUGUGAAAGUCUCCAGCAUUCCAAGGGUGGUUAACAAUUGCCACAGUUUGAUUUUAAUGUGCUGCUGCAUGGGACUGCGUUGUUGCUAAUGACCAGUGUAUCCAUAUGUACAGUGUGGUAGGCUGGUUCAUAUGCUGAGGUAGGUGUGCAAAGCUAGAUGUGAAGGUUCCUAAGGUUCUAAAGAGACUGAAUCAUAGAAAUGUUCUCCUCAACAGGCAUCCUGAACCCUUGCCUCAGGUGUUGUUUUGAGGAGUAGGAUCUUGGAGGCCAGGCCAACUGUUACUGUCACUUCUUUCAUUAUUUAGAAAAACACUGUUCUUUUUUGGAAGAUAAUAGUGGUUAUUUUCAAGUCUCUUGACAGUUCCUAGGAAUAAAAGGCUUGCUACUGUGCUCUCUGAAUGUUAUUAAUGGCCAGUGUUAGUUGCUGCUGUGUCAAUUACUCACUUAACUCUAGAAAAGGUAAAUAUUCUCCUGAUUUUAUGAUUGGACUCUGAAGUAGCUGCUCUUAGUAAGAAUUUGAACCUUAUAUUUCAGACUAAGAAUUUAAUAGUGGGAUAAGAGUAAUAGGCCAAAAUACCCAAUCACAUUGAUGAAAAUAUAAUUGAGAGAAAUAAUAACAAAAAAUAUUUCUCUCCAAUCUGUACAAUAACAGCUUCAAAUCCAGUGGGUUUUGUAGGGCAGAUGGCUUUAAUUGUCACUACUGUAAUCAGGGUAAGAAAUAUGGAAAAAAUCCAGGAGAGUUUGCUUCUCAGUGAGUGAAUAUUGUAAUGAUGGGCCAGCUCAUGGUUAGGCCCAAAGUUGCCAGUGUGGGUUCUUCCAAGUCCCAGUGACUUGACCAGAAUACAGCUCUGCCAGGUAACUUCCCUGUGCUACAUUAAAGGGGAAAGGCAAUAGCUGUGUACAUUUCAAUUGUAGGCCUUGAAGUGGCCUACAUGAUAGGGUAGGACAGGUAGUAGAGGAACUUGAUUGAAAAAUGAACAAGUAUAGUAGUAUAUGAGGAAAUGCAGAUGAGUGUAGGCAGAAGUUAAUAUUUCACUUGCAGAUUUGUUAUUUGAGCAUAAAACUUCAUCACCAUUUAACCAAGAUCCAGCUAUAGUUUCCUUAUCAACUUAUUUUUGUUUUGAAGUUGCAGUUUUUAAAAAAAUACAUUGCAAGUUAGAUUUGCUAUUUUGUGUUUAGGUUUUCCCAACACUUUGGAUUUAGCUUUCAUUGACUUGUGUCCAGUACACAUUGCACGUUGUUCUUUUAUUAGGUCACCUCAACAUCUCUUAUUCCUUAUUUUCCUUCAAAGAGCCCUCAAUGUCCUCUGAGCCUUUAGUUCCAUUAUGGACCCAAAUUUGACUGCACGUAGAUAGGUUAAGCUCUUCAUUGUACUGGUGUAUAACAAGGAAAACUGAUUCGAAAAUUAAAUAUUCCAAUUAUUUAUUUAAAUAGCUUCUUUCUGAGACAGCUUAGUGGAUUAAUAAGGCAGAGGGUGUUUUGAAAUUCAACAAAUAGUUCCCACAGCUCAUCACUAAAGAAGCAGAGAAGACAACUGUGCAGAAAGCAAAGUUUGUGGCAGUGAGCGGGAAUGCAGCUUGCCUGUUGGACCCCUGCUGGAUUGGGGAGUGCAGAAGACACUAACGUCCAUUAUACUGAAGACCUGCAGUGGGGGGAAUCCAUGGGUCAGCUGAUUUUUUCCCUGUAUUAUUUAGUACUAAUGUGUGUGUGUGAUUUUUGUUUUAUAAACAAUACCUGUUGGAUUUUCUGCAUAUUUUGAAUUUUUGUAUAGUUUUGAAUUCUGUAGAUUGUCUUGGAAGGAUACUGUGUAAUGAUGAUGGGCCAGGCCUAUAGUAAUUGGAGACUUUUAAUGUAUGUAAUAUUUCAUAGAUUGCAUGCUAUUAAUAGUCUGUGAGGGUAGUAUUUCCUGUUUUAUUGUAAGUUUCCCCAUUUAUCUUUUUAUAAACUAGAAGUUGGUUGGCAUUAGGAAUUCCAAGUGAAUGCAGAAAAUCUUACAUGCUACAUACUGUUAAUAUUGUAGCAGAUAAUCCGAGUCUAAAAUCUGCUGACCAGUAAGCAACCAUUUUAUCAGUAUAGAGGGAAUAUAAUGGGAAAGGGCAUUCUUUCCUUUUGAAGUGUUUCCUUUUGAUUGUGUUUCUAUUCCCCUUCCUUUUUUUUUUUUUUUUUUUUUUUUUUUAAGAGUGACUGAAUAGUUGUCUCUUUUUCUUUUUUGGUAUUAAUAUUUGAAAGUCCAUGUGGAUAUAAAUGAAAAUACACUUUCUUGUUGUCUUUGACCUUAUUAUGGCCAAGGCAAUGAACCAGAAACAGAAAAAUAGUGCCAAUAUGUCAAAAUCUAGACCUGAGAGAUUCAGCCUGCUGUGUUUGGAAUAAAUAUGAAUCUUUUAAGCUGUCUUGUUUAGUAUUUUCCAUCUUUUGACUACUUCCUUUCUAUGUCCUUCAGAAGCACCUGCUGUUCCCAUCUCAGGAUUGGCAAGGGCCUGCACAUUUUGCUAAAUGUUCCUAAAAGUCAUUGGGUAUGAGACGUUUUCAACCUCUCCUUUCUUUCCUCUUGCUAUUCUUUAUUAUCUAGCUGGAGAGAAUGUUUUAUGCAUCUUUGCAGUAUCUGUCCUGUAGCUGUGCUUCUUAGUGCUAGUUUUAUUUUUAAUUAAGAUUUUUCUGUUUGGGAGUCAUCAAAAUCAUGGUAGUUUGCUUUUAUCUUUUUGUGUUAAUUUUUUAAGUGACCUUUCUACAUUAAGAACUGUUCUUUUGUCUUGUAUAAUCUUUUCUCCUCUGUGGAAAGAGCAUGGCAUGUCUUGAAGGACAUCUUUACCUUUGAAAAGGGUUUGGUGGAGGAAUUGGCAGGUGACUGCCAAGUCUUUCAAAAGAAUGGGGAUCUAUUCACUUCUUGGCUAAGAACUCCUGAUUGGUGUGUUAAGGUGAUAAUUUUCCUUAGAUGAUUUACUUAGAAUCACAGAAUAUUAGAGCUAGAUGAGAUCUAAAAAAUUUUUGUGGUCUCAUUUGACUGAUGAGGCAAGAUGUUUUGUUUUAGAUGAACAGCUAUUUUACAGUGGUAGAGUUCCUGACUCAAUGCCCAGUACUCUUUCCAGUGCACCGCAGCUGUCUUAACUAAAUGUGCUGUAGUUUUCUUUAAAAAUUAAGAGUUCUACUUGAUGUUUUCAGGAAUAUACUUGAAAAGAUAUGCCAUGGUUUGAUAAAUGCCCUGAGUUGUUUAAAGGAGUGUACUAAAUACAGCCUUAGUGAAAAUAAUCUUCAUUUACCCCUUCUAAAACUAUACUCAGCAUAAACACUUUUCCAUAAGGUGUAGUAAAAAUACUGGCAGGAGCAUAGCACAGCAAUCUGCCUUAUUUGAGAGAGCCUUAUAAAAUAGUUAUUAAAUGGAGGCAUUGAGCUCAUUACCUUUAAGUUUCCUUUAUGCUGAUCUUUGUUCCUGUUUUAUUGAGAAUAUCAUAAUUCUAAAAAGAAUGAAAUGACAGGGCCUAGUUGUGUAUAAAUGAUUCUUGAUAAAUAUCUUAAGAUUUUUUAUAAAAAAAAGACCAAAAAAGCUUAUUUUCACAUUAAAAUGAAACCUCUUUUGCAACUUCAGAAUUCUAUGGAAAGCAGUUUUUAAUCAUAUUUUGUGUCCAUGUACCAUUUUUCUUAAAAUGGUUUACAAAAAAGAAUGUAAACAAUUUGUGAUUUGGCUAGUUGUACUUUUUAAGCUCCCACAGGGAGAGCUGGUGGUGGUGUGAGUUGAGUAAAACCCAUUCAGGAAAACUCGAGGGAGCAGUCUGUUGCCAGUAAUGUUCCUUGUAUGUGCCAUUAAACCACCUCCAGAUAAGUGAGGAAACAUUCACUUUUUAAUUUUUUAAUUGUAUUUGGAAUUGUUGCUGUGUACUAAGAACUUGACCUAAAUAAAAUCCCACAAAGUAUA
Messenger RNA from Microcebus murinus (gray mouse lemur), 6460 nucleotides. It is a transcript of the gene ABI2, whose product is annotated as abl interactor 2. Gene Ontology annotation, molecular function: SH3 domain binding; signaling adaptor activity. Gene Ontology annotation, cellular component: SCAR complex; actin-based cell projection; lamellipodium. NCBI's taxonomy places the organism in Eukaryota, Metazoa, Chordata, Mammalia, Primates, Cheirogaleidae. The record is from RefSeq and is a predicted model, not a curated record. Gene Ontology annotation, biological process: neuron migration.